Molecule: messenger RNA, 1720 nt
Organism: Gordionus sp. m RMFG-2023
Lineage: Eukaryota; Metazoa; Nematomorpha; Gordioida; Chordodea; Parachordodidae
Product: ubiquitin carboxyl-terminal hydrolase 30-like
Exons: 1
Coding region: 78-1490 (470 amino acids)
Biological process (GO): protein deubiquitination
Cellular component (GO): nucleus; cytosol
Molecular function (GO): cysteine-type deubiquitinase activity
Source: RefSeq, a predicted model, not a curated record
GUCAAGAGCAGCGGUUGAAUCAAAUAUUUUUUUUAACAAAUCUACUCUUGUAAUUGUGUUAUUGAGUAUGAGAUGGGAUGACUAUCGUUAAUUCUCGUGUAGUAAACACCAAUACAAUUAAAAUGAAGGUAAAAUUAAAAAAUCAUCCUACAAUAAUAGGAAUUCCGAAUAUUCAAAAUACCUGUUAUAUAAAUUCGAUAUUACAAGCAUUAGCAUCUCUCUAUAAUUUUAACGAUUACAUAUGCCAAUUGUCUUAUAAAUAUAUGUUAAAUAAAUCAAAUAUACAUACAAUUAUGCGCAUUCUUAUAGCAAAAAUAAAUGGUGAUAAUGUAUUCUCAGAGCACCAUCUCACAGAUCUUGUUAAUCAACUACUUUGUUAUAUUAAUAAAAAAGGCUGGAUUAUUCAAAAAGGUGAGCAAGAUGCCUUAGAAUUUUACCAUGUUCUAUUAGAUAUAUUUGAUGACGAAAUCCCCAUGGCCACAAGCAAUUAUGGCUUGAAUUUAUAUAACAUAAGUACUGAUUUAGGAAAUUUAUCCAAACAUAAUAAUAAUAUAUCCACUAAUUCAAAAUCCCCAUUUUUAGGUAUAUUAGUUAAUUUAUUAACCUGUAAUGAUUGUAAUUAUAAUUAUCCAUUAAAAUUUGAAACUUUUAAUCACUUGACAAUAUCAAUUGAUAAUUCUUCUCAUAAAUCUGACAAUAGUGAAAUUUCUCAUUUGGAUACAUUUAUAUAUAGCACUUUAAAGCCUGAAAUUAUUAAAGGAGUUAAAUGCGAAAAGUGUUAUAAAAAUAAAAACUCAUUUUCAAAUUUAACCAAGCAAGUCUUUUUAGUUAGAUUACCUAAAUGUCUGUCUCUUCAUAUACAAAGAUUAUCCUAUUCAAAUAAUAUCAAUGGACUCAUAAAUAAAAAUGAAGGGAAUUUAAAUGUACCAUCAACUAUUAAUUUAGACAAAUAUUGUUUAAACAAACAUUUGGACAAAAUAUCAAAAAAAUGCAAUAAAUAUAAAAUACAACUCAAAGAAAUAAAUUCUUAUAAUUAUUUUUCAUUUCUCUACUUAAAUUUUUCGUGGCCUCUUAAGUUUGGCAAAAAAAACAUACCAUGCAAGCCUAAUAUAUUUUUAUCAUUUUUACAAAAUUGUCAUUUUAAUACUUUUAUUAUGGGUAAUAAUAGAUAUAUCUUUGGUAAUGUUUAUUCCAUGGACCUCAAUCUUCAGUGUGAUAAAACUGAUUUGCAGCAAACUUAUAACCAAAAUUUUGACUUGAAUACUAAUUACAAAUUAAAGGCUAUUAUUCAACAUCACACAAUUAAUAUAACAUCUGGUCAUUUUACAACUUUACGAACAAGGCCUUAUUAUAAAGAUAAUUUUGAUGGGGCCAACAAAAAUAUUUGGUUUUAUAUAUCAGAUGAUUAUGUCAGACCACUGCCCAUGAUUUUCAAUAACAAAAAUUAUGUCAAAGUUCCAGCAUAUAUGAUUUUUUAUGAAAAAUUAUAAGCAUAAUAUAAGAGUAAUAUAGAGUAUAUUAUGUGAUAAAUAAUUUUAAUAAAUAUUUAUUUUCAAUCAUGUAAAUAGAUAUAAUUUUUUUAAUUAUAUAUUUGUAUAAAAAAUAUCCCCGUGAUGAUCUUAUAUAAAUAUAAAUAUGAUUUAAGAUAUUUUUAAAUAUACUGUUACACAUAAUUAAACUUGUAUAACCUUUCUAUUAGUUAUAUUUCAAUAUUAAGAAU